Messenger RNA from Polypterus senegalus (gray bichir), 4138 nucleotides. Its product is annotated as mucin-19-like. The transcript has 33 exons. Gene Ontology annotation, molecular function: protein binding. The record is from RefSeq and is a predicted model, not a curated record. Bases 42 to 4046 code for a protein of 1334 amino acids. Gene Ontology annotation, cellular component: extracellular matrix. NCBI's taxonomy places the organism in Eukaryota, Metazoa, Chordata, Cladistia, Polypteriformes, Polypteridae.
UUGCAGUCUUAGCUAGGGUGUGAGAUUGGUACCUUCACACCAUGGGGCUUCCACUCAAGGUUGUCAUUUUUGGACUCUCAAUAGUCAUAGGUGCCAGUUCUUUUAGCGGAUAUAAUGGUGAUAUUGGAAGUGGGUCUGGUGGGAGUGGUUUUGAGAGUGGAUCUGGUGAGAAUGAUGACAAUCCCACUGAGCCACCUACAAUCCCACCUGAUGACAGGCCUGAUGUGCCAUCAGAUGUGGAUGAAUGCAGUGUAUUUGGAACUGGAUCCAUUAAAACAUUCAACAGCACCCUUCACUACUUGCAAUCAACCUGCACCUUUGUCUUAAGCCGUUCUGACUCUGCUGCAAGCAAUGCUGAAUUUGAUAUUAUAAUCAAGCGAGACAUGAGUGGCGCAUUUACUAAAAUUCAAGUUACUAUAGACAAAACUGAGACAGUUAUUGAAAAUGGCAACAUAUUUGUGGAUGGGGAAAGUGUUUCACUUCCUUAUGACCACAAAUCCAUCCAUGUCAACAAUUUUGGAAUUUAUAAAAGAAUUGAGAGCAGAAGAGGAUUUUUGUCAGUGUUUUGGGAUACUAGCGACAAUAAAGUACAUACAGUCUGGGUGCAACUUCGUAAAGACUACCGUGGAAAAACAGUUGGACUUUGUGGAAAAUACGGUGUUGAUGACAGUGACCUACAGCAGCUAACAGAGGACAACAAAAUUUCUACAUAUGAAAGCUGUGAAACUGAAACUUCUGAAUCUAACUGUGAAGAAACCACUAUGAUGUGCCAGAAUGAUAUUUCAUACUACUUUUUCUCCUGUCUGCCUAAUGACUUAAUCUGGCCAUACAUGGAACUCUGUGGAAAAGACACAUGUAACUGUGCAAAUCCAGCUAAGUGUGCGUGUGCCAUUUAUGAGGAGAUAGUCAGGCAGUGUCCAAGUGAUGGUAUUGCAGAACUUUCACCAACAUGGAGAGAUUCUCAGCAUUGUGAUGAACCUUCCUGCCCUGGUAACAUGAUAUACAGUGAGGCUGGCCCAGCCGUCCCCAAGACAUGCUCCAAUCCAACAUUUUCUGAUGACUCACAGAUAAGCACUUGUCAAUGUCCAUAUGGCACAGUCCUCGAUGAUCUUAGUGGAAAAAAUAAAUGUGUGACGAAGAAACAGUGCCCGUGUGAAUUUGAUGGUAAAAUCUAUGAAUCUGGUGAAGUCCGUGAAUCACUUUGUCAGUCAUGCGUUUGUAAGAGUGGUCAAUGGGACUGCGAAAAUAAAGACUGCACGUCUCGAUGCACGAUUGAAGGCGGGUCAGCUAUUAAAACAUUUGAUGGCAAAACCUACUCAAUAUACAGAAACUGCAAGUAUAUCACAGCAGUGGGUGAAGAUUGGGUUGUCUCAAUUACUUUGAGAAAAUGUAAGAAUGGAAUAUGCUUGACCCAGGUGGAACUGUCCCUACAAUCAGAAAUCUUCACCUUCUCCAAUGAAACAGUGUCUGUUGGCUCAACCGUCAUCACUGAUAGCUACAAAUCAGACUCAGUGGUCAUUUUCUGGCAACUGUCAACAUAUGUUCAAGUACAGACAUCAUUUGGUCUGAAGUUGCAGGUUCAAAUGGCUCCCAACAUGCAACUUUAUAUAACAUUGCCAGUGGAAGCAAAGGGCUCUACAAAAGGUCUGUGUGGCAACUACAACGAUAAAAUUACAGAUGAAUUCAUUUCAAGCACUGGAAUUUUAGAACAUUCAGCAGAUAAUUUUGCAGAAUCCUGGGCAACAGGGUCAUGUGAAGUAAUACCACCUCCUAUUUGCAUUAGAUCAGAGUAUGAACAAUAUGGGAAAGAGAAGUGUGCUCAAAUCAGGGAUCCAAAUGGAGUUUUUGCACCAUGUCACUCACUUGUGGAAUAUGAAAGUUACGUCAAGCAAUGUGAAAUCAACACUUGCCUCUGUGAACGAGCUCAGACCUGCCUGUGUGAUGCACUAGGAAACUAUGCAAAAGCUUGUGCAGCUCAUGGUUUAACAGUGACAGGAUGGAGAGGGGAUGACUGUGUUGAAGAAUGCCCAGCAACUCAACACUUCCUACACAACGCAUUUGCCUGCAACCGUACAUGCAGGUCAUUAGCAGGAAAUGAUUAUGCCUGUGAUGUGGAAGAUGUUCCUGUUGAUGGCUGUGGCUGUCUAGAAGGACAGUACAUGAAUCAAAAUGGAUUGUGCAUUUCAAAAGAAGAAUGCCCAUGCUACUAUGAGCAAGGCAUGGUUCAUCCAGGAUCAACAGAGAUUGAAGGACAGAACUGCAACUGCACAGAUGGUGUACUUCAUUGUGAAACACCAGAACCAUGCGGUAAAAAUGAGAUAUAUGUAACAUGUUUCAAUCCAUCAACAAUAUUAACUGUCAAAACAUGUUCCAGCCUUUCUCUACCCAUGGUUGGACGUACUCAAUGUGAGAGCGGUUGCUAUUGUCAAGAAGGUUUCUAUAAAGAUCACAAUGGUGUAUGUGUUUCAGUUGAUGAUUGCGCCUGCAUGUUUGAGGACAAAAUCUAUAAUGCUGGUGAAAGUGUUAACAUUGACUGCAAUAAAUGCACUUGUAGUAAAGGAAUGUGGGAGUGUACACAGAAAGACUGCCCAGGAAAAUGUCAAGUGUAUGGAGAUGGCCACUAUCAGACCUUUGAUUUAAAAUGGUACAGCUAUGAUGGGAACUGCGAAUAUUCUCUUGUAGAGGAUUACUGUGGUAAAGACACUGGCAAUUUCCGUAUUACUGUUGAAAGUGUUCCAUGCUGUGAGGAGGCAUUGACAUGUUCAAGGGCAGUGACCAUUGAGCUCCAAGACACAGAAAUAGAGCUUAGUGACUCAAAACUGACAGAGAAGAGAAUUGGAUCUUGCCGUGACAAUAUGAUCGAAUAUUCGGCUCAUACUGUGGGUCUCUAUAUCAUUAUUACUACCUCCAGUGGAAUAACAUUGAUCUGGGAUAAGCACACAAGAUUAACUGUUAUACUAGAUCCCAGAUGGAAAGGUCAAGUUUGUGGGCUCUGUGGAAACUUUGAUUCAGAUCCUACGAAUGACUUUAAGACAAGAGGAAAAUCUCUGGUGACAAAUGUAGUUGAAUUUGGAAACAGCUGGAAAUUUGACCCUAGCUGUGGCAACAUUGUAAACCAGUCCUUCCCCUGUGAGAAACACUGGUACUGUUCAGCAUGGGCACAGAGGAGGUGCAGCAUCAUUAAAGAUUCAGUCUUUCAACCAUGUCACAACAAGGUGGAUCCUCAGCCUUACUAUGAUGUGUGUGUACAAGAGUCUUGCGUCUGUGAAAUGGAAGGAAGAUUUCUAGGUUUUUGCACUGCUGUUGCUGCAUAUGCUGAAGCUUGCAAUGAAGCAGAAGUCUGUAUUAAAUGGAGAACUCCAGAUCUGUGUCCUGUUUUUUGUGACUAUUACAACGAACCUGGGGCAUGCAGCUGGCACUAUGAACCUUGUGGUACCCCAGCUAUUAAGACCUGCAGUAACAAUGAAGUGGGCAAGAAAUAUGCUGCCAAACUUGAAGGGUGCUAUGCAAAGUGUCCAGAUAAUACACCAUAUCUGGAUGAGAACACAAUGACCUGUUCUACUUUGGAUAAUUGUACUUGUUUCCAUAAUGGAAUAAUUCACCCAGGAGAAACCAUAACAAAUGAAUGCAAUCAAACUUGCACAUGUACAAAUGGAGUGUUGUCAUGUACAGGCCCACCACCAACGUCAACACCGACACAACCACCCACAGAGCCAGAGCCAACACCGACACAACCCAAAACACCACAACCACCCACAGAGCCAGAGCCAACACCGACACAACCCAAAACAUCACAACCACCCACAGAGCCAGAGCCAACACCGACACAACCCAAAACACAACCACCCACAGAGCCAGAGCCAACACCGACACAACCCAAAACACCCACAACCAGAGCCACAGACACAACCCAAAACACAACCACCCACAGAGCCAGAGCCAACACCGACACAACCCAAAACACAACCACCCACAGAGCCAGAGCCAACACCGACACAACCUACACAACCACCCACAGAGCCAGAGCCAACACCGACACAACCUAAAACACAACCACCCACAGAGCCAGAGCCAACACCGACACAACCCAAAACACAACCACCCACAGAGCCAGAGCCAACACCGACACAACCCAAAA